Molecule: messenger RNA, 297 nt
Organism: Acanthoscelides obtectus
Lineage: Eukaryota; Metazoa; Arthropoda; Insecta; Coleoptera; Chrysomelidae
Source: the annotation of a GenBank genome assembly
AUGCAGCUAGCUGAAGAGCUUGCCAAAGAACACAUGAAGGGGAGGCCUGAAAUAACAAAUGUAUCACGUAAUCUAAGGCAGCAGAUUUUAGUGGUAUUUGAUAUAGCAGAAAGGGAUAUUGUAAACCAAAUACCACCUAUACUGGAAAUCAAAGGAAACAAACGCUGCUCCAGAUGUCCCAGAACUGAAGACAGAAAAGGCAGAGAUAACUGUGUAACAUGCAAGCUUUCAGCUUGGGGACCCAAAAAUAGUCGGCCGGUACCUGAUCAGCGUAGUGAUUGUGCCCACAACAUUUAA